Messenger RNA from Magnolia sinica, 483 nucleotides. Its product is annotated as mitochondrial phosphate carrier protein 3, mitochondrial-like. The transcript is spliced from 3 exons. The record is from RefSeq and is a predicted model, not a curated record. Bases 1 to 483 code for a protein of 160 amino acids. Gene Ontology annotation, biological process: mitochondrial phosphate ion transmembrane transport. Gene Ontology annotation, molecular function: phosphate transmembrane transporter activity. Gene Ontology annotation, cellular component: mitochondrial inner membrane. NCBI's taxonomy places the organism in Eukaryota, Viridiplantae, Streptophyta, Magnoliopsida, Magnoliales, Magnoliaceae.
AUGUUGCAGAAAAUAAUAUCUUUUUAUGAAGUCACAAGCGUACGGAAAGCAAAAACAACAGGGAUCUUUAGUAAUGCUAUAGAAAUUUUGACUGGGGAGAAAAAGGGAGUUAAAAGUUUCUUCAGGGACUGGGUGCCGACACUGCUUGGUUACAGUGCUCAGGGUGCCUGUAAGUUUGGAUUCUACGAGUUCUUUAAGAAGUACUACUCUGACAUUGCUGGUUCAAGGUAUGCAGCCAAGUAUAAGACCUUGAUUUACCUUGUGAGGUCUGCAUUUGCCAAAGUGAUUGCGGAUGUUCCUCUCUGCCCAAUGGAGGCAGUGAAGGUCCGAGUCCAAACCCAGCCCGGUUUUGCUAAAGGCUUUUCUGAUGGUUUCUCCAAGUUUGUCAGAACAGGUGCUCUUGGGUUGUAUAAGGGGCUUGUUCCUCUUUGGGUUCGCCAAAUUCCAUGUAAGUUGAAAUGUUUCCUUUGCUCGUUGUUGUAG